Messenger RNA from Tachysurus fulvidraco (yellow catfish), 720 nucleotides. RefSeq names its product cysteine-rich motor neuron 1 protein-like. Gene Ontology annotation, cellular component: extracellular region. NCBI's taxonomy places the organism in Eukaryota, Metazoa, Chordata, Actinopteri, Siluriformes, Bagridae. The record is from RefSeq and is a predicted model, not a curated record. Bases 49 to 618 code for a protein of 189 amino acids. Gene Ontology annotation, biological process: regulation of cell growth; regulation of signal transduction. The transcript has 5 exons. Gene Ontology annotation, molecular function: insulin-like growth factor binding.
ACACCUUAAAAGGUAGCUGCUAGUUAGCUGCACACGACUAUUAACUGCAUGAUGUAUCUCAAAGGUCUGAUGAUCUCCCAGUUCUUGGUGCUGCUGGUUGUGAGGAACAGCUUGGCGGUCUGUGUGCCGUGUGCCCUUUUAAAUGGAUGUCCAGUGCUCAACUGUUUGGGUGAAAAGGUGUUAGGUAUGUGCGGCUGCUGCUACAUGUGCGCUAAACAACUCGGCGAAAGCUGUGGGGGUCUGUACGGAUCGAUCGGGACAUGUGACCAGGGACUCGGUUGUGUCCUCCCGCUUCAACAGGUCAAUGAGACAAUGACGAUUAUUUAUCACGUAGGAGUUUGUCAAGUACAAACCACAGCAAGCCCUCAAGCAACAACACAACCAGAUAACGCUUACGCAGCACCUAGUGCACCAGAUCAGAGCCAAGGGGACUCAACUUCAUUUCUCAACUUCACAGAGCAACAUAACAGCACAACAGCAAACGUUUCUUCUAGCAUCAACAGCCCAGGUUCAUUCGCUUUGCUGGAAAAUGGAGCUUCUUCCCUCCGAGCAAAAGGAAUCCAAGUUUUGUGCCUCAUCAUGUCUGUUUGUGUUUUGCUUCAUUUGCCUGUGUUGUGAGCUCACAGAUGAUGAUGGCAUGUGUGCAAACAAGUGUGUGUGUGUGUGUGUGUGUGUGUGUGUGUGUGUGUGUGUGUGUGUGUGUGUGUGUGUGUGUGUGUG